CCAUGUAACCCAUGUUGCAAACGGUGGUAGCGCCACCUUUCGACACAUUUUAUUGACUUUGCACAUACGGCAUCGCCAAGCCCCCUUCCCGUCACGCGCUAAACAAAAGAGCAACCCGGUUGACCAAUCAAGAGAGCUUUACAAACGUAGGGCGACGGCACCAGGAUCCUUCGCAGCACAUAUAAAUAGCUGAAAAUUGCCAGUGGUUCUCAUUCAUCCCGUCACUCGUAUUUGAAGUACUGAAUUACCUACUGUCUCUCAAGCAACUAUGGCACGCACCAAGCAGACCGCUCGCAAAUCUACAGGAGGGAAGGCUCCCCGCAAGCAGCUGGCAACCAAAGCUGCCAGAAAGAGUGCCCCCGCCACUGGAGGAGUCAAGAAGCCUCAUCGAUACAGGCCUGGCACAGUCGCCCUGAGAGAGAUUCGCCGCUACCAGAAGAGCACUGAGCUUCUCAUCCGAAAACUGCCAUUCCAGCGUCUAGUGCGUGAGAUUGCACAGGACUUCAAGACAGAGCUACGUUUCCAGAGUUCCGCUGUGAUGGCCCUUCAAGAAGCCAGCGAGGCAUACCUAGUUGGCCUCUUUGAGGACACCAACCUGUGUGCCAUCCACGCCAAGAGGGUUACCAUCAUGCCCAAAGACAUCCAGCUCGCCCGUCGAAUCCGCGGAGAACGCGCCUAGAACCAUCGGUACAGCAUGUAGCCCAUGCACCGCAUACACAAACGGCUCUUUUCAGAGCCAC
Strongylocentrotus purpuratus (purple sea urchin) is the source of this 740-nucleotide messenger RNA. Its product is annotated as histone H3, embryonic. NCBI's taxonomy places the organism in Eukaryota, Metazoa, Echinodermata, Echinoidea, Camarodonta, Strongylocentrotidae. The record is from RefSeq and is a predicted model, not a curated record. The transcript has a single exon. Gene Ontology annotation, molecular function: structural constituent of chromatin; DNA binding; protein heterodimerization activity. The coding region runs from base 269 to 679 and encodes 136 amino acids. Gene Ontology annotation, cellular component: nucleosome.